AUGCAGAUUGAGAAUGACAGAUUUAUUUCUUUGGAGCGACUUCUGCUGUCUUGCAACGAGAGGUGUUCAGUGUUAGAGAGUUAUCUUCGCAAUCAUUUAGAAAUGCGCUCUUUAGGAAUACAAACCACUGAUGUGAACUCUAUUGUUUCAACAACAGAUUUUUCAUCAGCUGGUUACAUUCGAAUAGAUGUUUCCACUAUUAAGUCUCUUGAAAGCCGUCUCGGAGAAAUGUCUUCCGAGCUUUCUUCUGCACGACGCCAGCUUACAGAUUAUGCCUCAUUUUAUGAUGAUCGAAUUAUAUCAAUUCAAAACGAAACUCUUAAAUUUCUUGAGUUACAACCAAUUUUACAGUCCUGCAUCGAUAUUUGCUUAAGCUUGCAAAGUGAUAUUCGAAAUCCUCAUCAGAUUUUGUCUAUUGGAAGUGAAACAUAUACUGUGGAUACUACUCUUGCAACAAUGGAUUACUUCUCGUCUCCAAACGAGCGUUUGGAUGUCUCUUUUAUCAAGUCUCUUGCAAGUCGUUUAGAAGAGAUAUCUUCUGUACUUGUUUCUGCUCUACAAAAUUUUUCACUUCAAUCAUCUCUUUAUUCUGAUAGAUUGGCAUCAAUGCAAUUUGAGAUCCUGAGAUUCGAUAACUUCGAACGCACUUUACAUUCAUGCACCGAGACAUGUUUUAGCUUGGAAGGUGCUCUCCAUAAUCGUCCUGAGUUCGGAACCAUUGGUGUCCAAACAAAUUUUGAUGAUAUUGUUAUUAGCCCUAUUUAUUCCCAAUCCUCAACUAACGUCUCUUCGAAGGUCUCCUCAAUUCAUUCUCUUGAAAGUCAUAUAAAAGAGCUCUCUUCUAUUCUUUUUAAUGCACAAAAACAAUUAUCUGAUCAACCCCUACCUGCAUCUUGCAGUUCAUUUAGCCUAAUCGAACCUAUGGCUUCCUUAACUAAUCAACAGCCACUUAUUUGCCCUUAUCUCUCUGAAUCAUCUCCCUCCUCACUUCCAAUCAUGAAUCUCAGCCCCUGCUUUUCCACGCAGAAUAGUUUUAUGGAUUCUUCUUCAGCUCCCAGAAUUAAAUCGCUUUUAGAUUUAUCAUCCUCCCUUUUUUCUCGACUUAAUGACAUUUUUUCCGAGAUAAUUUCUCUUACACAACCUCAUGUUCAACAUGAUAUCACCUCUCAUCCACAUACCUAUUUAGCAAAUCUACGCUCUCGUUUUAUUGAUUUGAAUUACCUUCUACAACUUUGCAUUUAUAAGUAUUCUGGCUUGGUUUUUGAAUUAAAUCCUGGCCCUGACGCCCAUGCAUUUGUUUCACAAUUUUUUCCUCCAUCUUUCUCUAUUAAUACUUCUCUUAUGCCUCCUUUGGGACUACCUCAACAUUUGCCUAAUGCUUCUUGCCUAUACCAGCAAUUUAUCAACUUAUUCCUACACCUCUUUUCUACUAAGAAUAUCUUUAAUUUGCAAAUGUCAGGCUUUGAAAGCUUUUUUUUAUUGGUUUUCAAAAAAAUAUUCCACUCAAAUCACGAUACAUUUGCCUUUCCGCCAUGUAUUUCACCUUCUUCUUCCGCUCUCUUCUCUCCUGACAACAGUUUUCACGUUAUUUCUUCGGAUUCUGAAGCAAUUUUCUCUUUUAAUGAUAGUAUCACCUUAGUUUCUUCCUUCCCCAGUGACUUUCCUGUCUUUCUAGAAACCUUGCCCAAGUUCCUAAAUUUAGAACUUACUAAAAUGACCCAAUGUUUAUCCUGUUUGCAACACUUCCUUGUGAAUCUUGAGAAUUCCUCGUUGGAAAAACGGUCUAGAACUGAAAUUUCUCAGAAUUGUCUGCCUAUUGCUUCACUUGAAAGUGUUUCUUUAUUCCUAGAGUCCAAUGAUCUUCGAUCCCAGUUGACUGAUGCCAAAGAUCGUAUCAUCGGUCUUUCUUCUAUUAUUGACGCUCGUGAU
Molecule: messenger RNA, 1929 nt
Organism: Protopolystoma xenopodis
Lineage: Eukaryota; Metazoa; Platyhelminthes; Monogenea; Polystomatidea; Polystomatidae
Source: the annotation of a GenBank genome assembly